AUGUCCGACGGCGCGUCGGCCGGGGCCCCUCCUCCCGACGAUCAACAACAACCAAAGAAUGAGGGCAGUGCAGCGUUUCUGCGAGCGGCUCGAGCGGGUAAUCUGGAGAAAGUUCUCGAAUUGCUCCGUGCUGGCACAGACAUCGACACAUGCAACGCGAAUGGGCUCAACGCUUUGCAUUUGGCCAGCAAGGAAGGUCAUCAAGAAGUAGUGAGAGAACUGCUGAAGCGUCGUGCCACCGUCGACGCUGCUACUCGGAAAGGCAACACCGCUCUCCACAUCGCUUCAUUAGCCGGUCAAUCACUCAUCGUAACGAUCCUUGUCGAGAAUAGCGCUAAUGUAAAUGUGCAAUCAUUGAAUGGUUUCACUCCACUCUACAUGGCUGCCCAAGAAAAUCAUGAAGAAGUUGUGCGCUAUUUAUUAACGCAUGGAGCGAAUCAAGCACUCUCUACAGAGGACGGUUUCACUCCAUUGGCGGUAGCGCUUCAGCAAGGACACGACAAAGUGGUCGCCAUUUUACUCGAAAACGAGAAAAGUGGAAAGGUUCGUCUUCCCGCCUUGCACAUCGCUGCAAAGAAGAACGACACAAAAGCGGCCACGCUGCUCUUGCAGAACGAGACGAAUGCUGAUGUGACGUCGAAGUCGGGCUUUACCCCACUCCAUAUCGCGGCUCAUUAUGGGAAUGAAGAGGUGGCUCAACUCCUCAUCGAGAGAGGCGCCAAUCCAAACUAUCAAGCAAGACACAACAUCAGUCCCCUCCAUGUGGCCACGAAAUGGGGUCGAGUCAAUAUGGUAAAUUUGUUGCUGAAACAUGGAGCUAUCAUCGACAGCCGUACCCGCGAUCUUCUCACUCCACUCCAUUGUGCUGCUCGUUCAGGUCAUGAUCCUGUUGUCGAUCUCUUGCUUGAAAAGAGUGCCCCAAUCUCGGCUAAGACUAAGAACGGUCUCGCUCCACUCCACAUGGCUGCCCAGGGUGAUCACGUCGACUCAGCACGGAUUCUUCUCUAUCAUCGAGCACCGGUCGAUGAUGUCACCGUUGACUAUUUGACUCCACUUCAUGUGGCUGCUCAUUGUGGACAUGUGAGAGUGGCCAAGCUAUUGCUCGAUCGAAGUGCUGACCCGAAUGCUCGUGCUUUAAACGGAUUCACUCCACUUCACAUCGCGUGCAAGAAAAAUCGAAUCAAGGUCGUGGAACUCCUUCUCCGUUAUCAAGCAUCGAUCGAGGCGCAAACUGAAUCCGGUCUCUCUCCGCUUCAUGUAGCUGCUUUCAUGGGAGCAAUCAACAUUGUCAUCUACUUGCUGCAACAAGGAGCGAACCCCGAUGUUGCGACGGUUCGUGGCGAGACUCCACUCCAUUUAGCUGCUCGAGCCAAUCAAACAGACAUUGUCAGAGUCCUGCUUAGACAUGGAGCCAAGGUCGAUGCUCAGGCUCGAGAACUUCAAACACCGCUUCACAUCGCAUCGCGACUCGGCAACACAGACAUUGUCGUGCUUCUCCUCCAAGCUGGCGCCAAUCCCGAUGCGGCGACUCGAGAUCAAUACACACCGCUUCACAUUGCUGCAAAGGAGGGACAAGAAGAAGUGGCCGCGAUUCUCCUCGAUCACAAUGCGAACUCGAAACUAUUGACGAAGAAGGGGAAAAAUCAAGUGACACCACUCCACGUCGCUGCUCACUACAACAAUGAUAAAGUGGCGUUGUUGCUUUUGGAGAAUGGAGCCUCGGCGACAGCGGCUGCCAAGAAUGGGUACACUCCGCUACAUAUUGCGGCCAAGAAAAAUCAAAUGGAGAUCGCUGGAACACUCUUGCAAUAUAAGGCGGAUCCGAAUGCUGUUUCUCGUGCUGGUUUCACUCCUUUACAUCUCUCAGCUCAAGAAGGAUUCAAAGAUAUGGCUGCAUUGUUGAUCGAGAAUGGAGCACAGGUCGGCGCCAAGGCCAACAACGGACUCACUGCGAUGCACUUAUGUGCUCAAGAAGAUCGGGUACCCGUCGCCGAACAACUCUUCCAGAAUGGAGCUGAUGUGAAUGCUCAGACAAACGCCGGAUACACCCCGUUGCAUGUCGCGUGUCACUUUGGGCAAAUCAAUAUGGUGAAAUGGCUGGUCGAGCACGGAGCGAAAGUUGAUGUAACGACGAGGGCCGGCUAUACUCCACUCCAUCAAGCCGCUCAACAAGGCCACAAUCAUUGUGUUCGAUAUUUGUUAGAUCACGGCGCCUCACCAAAUGCACAAACGGCGAACGGUCAAACUCCACUCUCGAUUGCUCAGCGUCUUGGCUACGUGAGUGUUGUCGAAACACUGAAAACAGUGACUGAGACAACGGUGAUCACUGAAACAACAACAGUAACUGAAGAACGAUACAAGCCACAGAAUCCAGAAGCAAUGAACGAGACAAUGUUCUCAGAAUCGGAAGAAGAAGUUGAUGAUCAUCACGCGGCUCAGCAAGCGCAUGCGAAAGAUUUCUCGGAUCGUUUCGCGGUGGCGCUUGAGGAUUCAACUGGAGUUCAUCUCAUUCAUACAGGCGAACAGCCGGAUCAGAUGCUUUUGAAUCGUUCGGCUGAACUCGAGACAACACCGACGAAAUAUCAAGAACCUGAUUUGGAGACUCUCAUUCGAUCAGCACAAGCACAACCUGUUUCGAUGGCUGUUCAUGAUCGAGGAUUUAUGGAUGUUUCAGCUGAUAAUGCGCCAUUGAACGCUCCACUCUCACAACCGAACAAAUUGCCAUACAAGAGCUUCUUGAUCUCAUUUGUGGUUGAUGCUCGGGGUGGAGCGAUGCGUGGAUGUCGACACUCGGGUGUUCGCCUCAUCGUUCCACCACGGAAAGCCGGUCAACCGAUUCGUGUCACUUGCCGCUAUCUCAGAAAGGACAAACUCGCUCAUCCACCUCCAUUGAGCGAAGGUGAAGAGCUCGCUUCAAGAAUUUUAGAAAUGGCUCCAGCUGGAGUGAAAUUCUUAGGACCUGUCAUUCUUGAGGUUCCCCAUUUUGCCUCGUUGCGCGAUCGUGAACGAGAGAUUGUGAUUCUUCGAUCAGAUGAUGGACAACAUUGGAAAGAGCAUCAACUAGAAGCAACAGAGGACGCUGUACAAGAAGUGUUGAAUGAAUCAUUUGCUGCUGAAGAGCUGUCAGCGUUGGACGAUCUGAACACACCGAGAAUCACCCGCAUUCUCACCAACGAUUUCCCUAUGUAUUUUGCUGUGGUGACACGCGUUCGUCAAGAGGUGCAUUGUGUGGGUCCUGAGGGUGGAGUGAUCAUGUCAACAGUGGUACCACGUGUACAAGCAAUUUUCCCUGACGGAUCUCUAACGAAAACGAUCAAAGUCUCACUCCAGGCUCAACCAGUCCCACAAGAGAUCGUCACUCGUUUACACGGAAAUCGCGUGGCUGUUUCGCCGAUAGUCACCGUGGAGCCAAGAAGAAGAAAAUUCCAUAAACCGAUCACUCUUUGCAUUCCGUUGCCACAAAGCAAUAAUCGGGGAAUGUUAACGCAAUACUCAAGCCAACCCGGUCAAGAACCGCCAACACUUCGACUCCUCUGCUCGAUCACUGGUGGAAGUGCUCCAGCUCAAUGGGAAGAUAUCACUGGCACCACUCAACUCACUUUCACUGGGGAAGAGGUUUCAUUCACCACCACUGUCUCCGCUCGUUUCUGGUUGAUGGACUGUCAAACGCCGAGAGAUGCCGCUAGAAUGGCCCAAGAGGUCUACAAUGAGGCGAUUGCUAUCCCAUAUAUGGCAAAGUUUGCCGUCUUUGCCCGCAGAACGUUCCCUGUUGAAGGACAGCUAAGAGUUUUCUGUAUGACUGAUGACAAAGAAGACAAAACUCUCGAGAAACAAGAACAUUUCAAAUUAAUCGCCAAGUCGAGAGACGUCGAAGUGUUAAAGGGAAAGCACCACUUCUUAGAGUUCGCCGGGAAUUUGUUGCCGCUAGCGAAAAGUGGCGAGCAAUUGUCCCUGUAUUUCUUACCAUUCCAAGAGAAUCGUUUGGCUUUCAUGGUUAAGACGAGAAACAAAGAUGACGUUGAUGCGUCAACAGAAGGCCGGAUCGCUUUCAUGAAAGAGCCAAAGAUCCGCGCCGAGAACCUGCCUUCACAACAACCCAUCUGCACUCUCGCCAUUUCUCUUCCCGAGUACACCGGCGACGAGCCCGUGACUCAACCCCGUAAACACGAGACGCCAUUCGAUCGGAAAUACCCCAACGCUAUCGAUAAAGAGAUCCCAUCAUGGAUCCAUUCAAACAUCAUGAAACAAGUGGGCAGUGAUUGGCAGAGAUUAGGCCGAGUCCUCGAUAUCCCACAUCGAGACAUUCAACACAUCAAGCAUCAAUAUCCAGGAAAAGAGUUGGCAAACACAUUAAAGAUUUGGCUUCAUCUAAAGAAAUCUGAGGCCAAUCCCGAGAAUCUUGAGCAAGCGUUGAGACAAAUUGGACGCGAUGAUAUUCUUCGUGGGAUCGCGCACGGUGAGCCCGAAGAUUUGUCAACGUACACAAGUGGAGGAAGCCCAGCAAUCAGUCGAUCAUCAGAUAUCUAUCAAAAAGUUGAACCACCAGCAUUUGUUGAAAAGAAAGAACCAAGAGUGCAACAACAAGAAGUUCAUCAUGAAGAGCGUGUCUUUAUACCACCAGUGGCACAAAUUGUUGCACAAGAUGUACCUUUUACAAUGGAAAAGGUUAAGGAAAGAUCAAAGAGUCCGAUUAAGGAACUGGUUGAAGAGCAAGAGAUCCCAGUGUCAGAAGUGAGAACAGUGGUGAGAACGGAGAGACAUGUGCACGACACAGAUGAUGGGCCAGUCGUUGAAGAGAGAACGAUCACGACAACGUAUGAAGAUGAUGUGGCUGUGGCUGAGAAAAGAGAGGACAAGUUGGUGCCACUCACCGACGAGGAAAGACAACGAUGGGAUGAGUUGCACGCUGGUGAGGGAGAGGCUUUCACAGAGAGUGCGGAGGUCUACUCACGAGAAGAACGAAUCGAUGAAGAAGAGGAGCCACAAGAAGAAGAUGAAGAAUUGCAUCACGAUCGAUGGGAAGACCGACAUGGCAGCGAGGGAUCACAAGGCGGAGAGGCAGCCUCUCUCCAAGUUGAUGUUGAUAAGCCACCAUUCAGUCGACAGGACUCUCCAACGAUUCGUCGACGGGAUUCUCCAUCUCUUCCAGCAAUUGUUGAUGAUGUUCAUAAGCCACCAUUCAGUCGACAGGACUCUCCAACGAUUCUCCAACGAUUCGUCGACGAGAUUCUCCAUCUCUUCCAGCAAUUGUUGAUGAUGUUGAUCAGAAAGUUA
Messenger RNA from Mesorhabditis belari, 5274 nucleotides. The record is from the annotation of a GenBank genome assembly. Lineage: Eukaryota; Metazoa; Nematoda; Chromadorea; Rhabditida; Rhabditidae.